UCGCAUCAUCUACAGUUAGUUAGACUUUGUAGCUACUGUUGGUGAAAUGACGAUCCGCUAUCAGAUGGUACCUCCUGAAGGAGGCUGGGGUUUUCUGGUUGGAAUCGGAAUGGCGACCAUGUUCACCGUUUCGUUGGGCUCUCUACCUUCGUUUGGGCUCAUGUUCGGAGAUUUUCUAACCGAACUUGGCGAAGAGACCGGAGCGAUUGCAUUAAUCACCAGCAGUUUCUUCAGUGCGCUUAGUUUUGCGGGAUUGUUUACCAAUACACUGAUGAAAAAGACCUCAUGCCGAACAGUGGGUCUAAUAGGAGCAACACUGUAUGUUGCGGGUAGCUUUCUGACGAUCUUCGUACGGUCAACCAAUGAGCUGUUGGUGUCGUUCAGUAUAUUUCAAGGUGCUGGAUUUGGACUAAUGAUACCCGUUUCCUACACAACAUUCAAUGCCUACUUUGUUGAUAAACGAGUGGUUAUGAUGAGUAUAUCACAAACACUGAUUGGACUGGGUACAAUGUUCUAUCCCAUAUUCAUUCAAAGAACAAUGGAAGCGUUUGGAUUUCGUGGAUGCAUGGCCGUUCUGGCGGCAGUUAAUAGCCACACUGUUGCAGCUAUGUUGGUAAUGCAUCCUGUUGAGUGGCAUUUGAAAAAAGUGAAAAUUGAUACGGAAGAAGUUCAACUGAAGAAUGAGUUCGCUUGUGUUAAAGGUAGCAACACUGAAAUCGGAUCCAGGCUACUGAAAACGAUGGGCGUAAGUCGUUCCCGAAGAGCUUCAUCUAUUCCAGGACUUGGAAACUGGUCCGGACCAGUUCUAGUGAGUGACAGCACAGAACGAGACAAGAAACCACCAACGAAGUGGCAGGUGUUGGUAGAUUUUCUAGACCUCACGCUACUGAAGGACCCCAUCUAUGUCAACAUUGUGCUUGGAAUUUCAUUCGCUCUCUACUCGGAUUUGGCGUUCUUCACCCUGCAGCCGAUGUAUUUGUUCAUGAUUGGAUUUAACAAACCGGACGUUUCCCUAAUCAUUGCCAUAGGGGCCGCAGCAGAUUUGCUAUCGCGCAUUUUCCUGGCCAUUUCCAGCACAUGUUUGAACAUUAAGGCUCGCUACGUCUAUCUGGCUGGAGCACUGUUCACCAUCCUGGCACGUUUCGCGUUUUUGUUCGUUUACGAUUUUUAUGGUAUGGUCAUCAUAACGGCUAUAAUGGGAUUCCUGCGAACCUGGAUUCACGUGCCCCUGCCGCUGGUGUUUUCGGAGUAUUUGCCCCCGAAACGGUUUCCUUCCGGUUACGGUUUGUUUAUGUUUCUGCAGGGAAAUAUAACAUUUGCGGUAGGACCAAUUGUCGGAUAUAUCCGGGAUGUUACCGGAAGCUACUCGAUAUCGUUCCAUUGUCUUACGCUGUUCAUGGCGCUGUGCGUAAUCCCGUGGCUCUUCGAGAUCGGCUACUAUCGGUUAAGGACCAGAUGCGACAAAACGGCUGUACAGGAAGUUACUCAUGUAAAUAUAUACCUGGAAACAAUGGACCGAACAGAUGGAAAAUAAAAACAAACCUAAUUAAUAAAGUUAAA
Molecule: messenger RNA, 1560 nt
Organism: Malaya genurostris
Lineage: Eukaryota; Metazoa; Arthropoda; Insecta; Diptera; Culicidae
Product: monocarboxylate transporter 7
Exons: 5
Coding region: 47-1534 (495 amino acids)
Biological process (GO): transmembrane transport; monocarboxylic acid transport
Molecular function (GO): monocarboxylic acid transmembrane transporter activity
Source: RefSeq, a predicted model, not a curated record